Molecule: messenger RNA, 642 nt
Organism: Cucurbita maxima (winter squash)
Lineage: Eukaryota; Viridiplantae; Streptophyta; Magnoliopsida; Cucurbitales; Cucurbitaceae
Product: WUSCHEL-related homeobox 2-like
Exons: 2
Coding region: 1-642 (213 amino acids)
Biological process (GO): plant organ development
Molecular function (GO): DNA-binding transcription factor activity; DNA binding
Source: RefSeq, a predicted model, not a curated record
AUGGAAGCCACGGCGGAGAUAGGCGGAACUCCGGUGAGCUCACGGUGGAAUCCGACGAAGGAACAGAUAAGCAUUUUGGAGAACUUGUAUGAACAAGGCGUGAGAACGCCGAGUGCUGAGCAAAUACAACAGAUUACGAAUCGGCUAAAGAGUUAUGGGCAUAUUGAAGGCAAAAAUGUGUUCUAUUGGUUUCAAAAUCACAAAGCAAGGCAAAGACAGAAGCAAAAGCAAGACCAUACCGCCACUUUGGCUUAUUUUAAUCACUUUCUUCCUCUUCCACCUUUUGCUCCCCAUUUUCCUUCCCCAAAUGUGGUUUGCAGCCCAUACUACGUACAUCAGAACAACGUCGGGGUUUAUCCACACCAACAAAGUAAUUCCACGACGAGGAGAUCAAAUAGUGAGAGAAGAAGCUGUACUAAUAAUCCCGGCUUUGGGUACCAAUCAUGUCAAACUGACAACCCCGCCACCCAAACUCUCCCUCUUUUUCCCACUCACCCAACUGGAGAUUUACAAGUUGGACCGCCGCCGCCGUCGCCGCUUCCUCCGCAGGCGAUGGCGUCGGCGUCGGCGUCGUCAUCUUCUGGAAUGUCUGCCGACGAGUCUUCUGGCGGCUGUCGAACUUACUUUGAAUUUUUUCUGUAG